GGAGCGUAAUAUGGGCGACAUUCAGCACGUUCCAACCGCGUAGAUGAACGUUUUAGAUUAGAGGUAGGUUGUCGUUCAGUUUAUAGACAUCAUAAACUUAUUCAAGCUAUUGUAUCGUAAUCCGCUUCCGCAUAGUUGCCCCUUUAUCGAAAAGCAAUUGCGAUGGCAGAUACUCGAAGUACCGACAACGGGCUGAAUACCCGAGCCAUAGCCUUAAUUCAACGAGCUAUACGUGGAUAUGACGAGGUAUAUGGGUCUGGUACCAUGAGCUGUGCUCCUUACGACACCGCCUGGGUAUCAAUGAUCACGAAACAGAUCGAUGGGAAGAAGCAAUGGCUUUUCCCAGAAUGUUUUCAGUACCUGCUACAAACACAGAAUACUGAUGGCAGCUGGAAUAUAGAAAGUAAUUCUCAGAUUGAUGGUAUCCUGAACACUGCCGCCUCGCUGCUGUCGCUACAGCGCCACCUAAACGAACCCCUUCAAAUUAUCGAAGACUCAUUAGAAGAGCGUAUCGAGAAGGCAACGACGUCCUUGUGCUCCCAGUUGUCUACCUGGAGUGUCCUCACAACUGAUCAUGUCGGCUUCGAGAUCAUCGUCCCUGCCAUGCUUAACUUCCUCGAGAGGGAGAAUCCAUUGUUGGAUUUUGAGUUUGAAGGGAAGCGUGCGCUAGCAAAUCUAACCGCUGCAAAAAUGUCGCGGUUCAAACCGGAGUAUCUAUACGGCAAGAUUCGGAUGACAGCAAUUCACUCUCUCGAAGCCUUCAUAGGGAUGAUCGACUUCGAGAAGGUGGCACACCACAAGAUACAAGGCUCAAUGAUGGGGUCUCCAUCUGCCACAGCUGCCUACUUGAUGAAUAUCAGUAGCUGGGACGGUGAAGCCGAAGCAUACCUUAGACAGGUCAUCAAGUCAGCAGCUGGCCAGGGUUCAGGUGGUGUACCAAGCGCCUAUCCAUCCACCUACUUUGAGUACACUUGGAUCCUCUCCACACUACUUCAGGGUGGUUUCACGGCUUCGGACUUAGAAUGCCUCGAGCUAGCCAAGAUGACUCAGAUACUGGCCAGAGCAUUCCAAAUUGAAAAGGGGGUGAUCGGAUUUGCACCGCACGUUGGUGCAGACGUGGAUGACACCGCGAAAGGCAUCCUUUGCCUCGGGAUGCUCGGGAACGUCGUUGCUCCUGACCAAAUGAUCGUAGCCUUCGAGGCUGAGAACCAUUUCCGAACCUACCCCUCAGAAAGAGACCCCAGCUUCAGCGCCAAUUGUAAUGCUUUGAUGGCGCUUAUUCACCAACCAGACGCUAGGCCUUUCGCCGGCCAGAUUUUAAAGAUUGUAAGAUUUUUAUGUGAUACUUGGUGGAAUACGGACGGUCGGAUCAAAGACAAGUGGAAUACAAACCAUCUGUAUCCAUCCGUACUUGUGGUUGAGGCAUUCGCGGGCUUGUUGGCGCUAAUAGACAGUGGUGCUUUGGCAGACCUCAUUGAUGAGGAGCUCCUUUCAAGAAUUUCUAUCGUCUUUGUCCAAGCUUGCCUGCGUACUAUACUUGGACAGUCAGAGGACGGGUCGUGGGAUAACACCGCUGAACAGACAGCUCACGGGGUUCUCAUACUUUGCGAGGCCCGAAAAUCAGGGUUCUUUGACUCCAUUCGGGAACAUUUGGAUUCUGCAAUCAACCAUGGUGUCAACUUUCUUCUCUCCUCAAGAGGGCACGUUGUCGAUUACUGCUGGAUAGAGAAGGUAUCGUAUGCUUCUCCCCUCCUAACGGAAGCGUAUGUUCUCUCAGCUCUGAAGGCAUCUACAGCGCCUUUUACCCCAAGGUUAUCGAUUGGAUCGAAGAUGGUACCUAAAAUAUCACAAAAGCAUGUUCAGCUAUUUCGACAAACACCCCUUUUCUCAUCUCUCCCGGAGUUCGAGGUCAAAGCUUCGCUUAUUGAGGCAGCACUCUUUCAGCCGUUAUUAAGACCUCGAAGGCUCCUUGUAUUUCCAAGAAAGGAUAUGGAGGAAGAUAAAUAUUUUGAUAUCAUCCCAUUUACGUGGACUGCAUGCAAUAAUCGAUCUCGCACAUUUGCGCCCACCACGUUUCUGUACGAAAUGAUGAUCAUUUCGUUCUUGAAUUACCAAGCUGACGAGUUCAUGGAAGCCGUAGCGGGGCCUAGCUACACGGGAAAUUUGGACGGGCUUCGCAAGUUAAUUGACGACACUAUCAAUGGCAUACAAGUUCCGAAGAUUACGACUAAUGGUGUCGACCCACCGUCUAACUCUAACGGAAAGACUACCUCAAAUGGUUCAACGAACCACGAUGAUGUCUCAUCCGGCUUGACACGAUUCAUUGAAUAUGUCCUAAAUCAUCCAUCGGUUACCUCUGCUAGUCCUUGGAGUCGCAAGUCACUUAAGUGGGAGUUGAGAACUUUCCUACGGGCUCACGUUUCUCAAACUGAAGACAACUUGCGCUUCAGCAGCGAUAUUCAACAGUCUGGAGAUGUCUAUUCAUCGGCAAAUGAAACAUUUUUCCAAUGGGUGCGCUCAACAUCUGCGGAUCAUACUUCAUGCCCGUAUGCCUUCUCAUUCGUAAGCUGCCUGCUCAGCUCCUCUCUAGCAAAUGGCGAAGACUGCUUCGCCACAGCUGGCGAGAAGUACCUCGCUGCAGAUGUGUGCCGGCAUUUGGCAACCAUGUGCCGCAUGUACAAUGAUUACGGCUCUGUGCUACGUGAUGAGGCCGAGGGUAAUCUAAACUCGGUGAACUUUCCUGAUUUCGAGGCGAAGAACAUUCGCCCAGAGCAGAAGAUUCAACAGAAAAAAGAUGCGCUUUUCAAGAUCGCGGAAUAUGAGCGCAGCUGUCUAGAAACUGCUUUCAAACGGCUUCAAGAAGAGAACAAAAACGCAACUGACGGUCGCGGUCCUGAUGCCCAACUAUAUUAUAACCGCCGGAUGGUCAUCUGGGGUAUGUUCUGCGACGUAACUGAUUUGUACGGCCAACUCUACGUAGUUCGCGACCUAGCAAGCCGCAUGGUAAAAUCAGGAACAAAUGGUGCGUGAGGAUAGACAGGGUUACUACUUCUCAUAGAUAGGACUACGAAGUCUACCAUACUUGUAGAUAAUCACUAGGUAUAGACAACUUUUCUCGGGAACGAUUGGUUGGGGUAAUAUUUCAAUACAAUAGUAACUCUCUGUAUAGAGUGAGCAGUAGAGUGUAUCCUACAUGCACGCCACAACACUGCGACCAUGUGAAAGUCUAACAACUUCGAUUAUGUGUCUACCUAGA
This is a messenger RNA of Annulohypoxylon maeteangense, 3256 nucleotides long. Its product is annotated as Copalyl diphosphate synthase. Gene Ontology annotation, biological process: diterpenoid biosynthetic process. The transcript is spliced from 4 exons. The record is from RefSeq and is a predicted model, not a curated record. The coding region runs from base 163 to 3030 and encodes 955 amino acids. Gene Ontology annotation, molecular function: terpene synthase activity; magnesium ion binding. NCBI's taxonomy places the organism in Eukaryota, Fungi, Ascomycota, Sordariomycetes, Xylariales, Hypoxylaceae.